This is a messenger RNA of Parathielavia appendiculata, 2388 nucleotides long. Its product is annotated as P-loop containing nucleoside triphosphate hydrolase protein. NCBI's taxonomy places the organism in Eukaryota, Fungi, Ascomycota, Sordariomycetes, Sordariales, Chaetomiaceae. Gene Ontology annotation, biological process: cellular response to heat; protein refolding; protein unfolding. Gene Ontology annotation, cellular component: mitochondrial matrix; cytoplasm. Gene Ontology annotation, molecular function: ATP binding; ATP hydrolysis activity. The coding region runs from base 1 to 2388 and encodes 795 amino acids. The transcript has a single exon. The record is from RefSeq and is a predicted model, not a curated record.
AUGCAGUCAAGAGCGCAUUUAGUACCGGCCGCUUCCCGGCGACUUGCCGCCGCUUCCAAGGGCGCUCUGCGACAACACCAGUUCCGUCGAGCCCUCGCGCCCGCUCCACGGUUAGCGGCCUUGCCCGAUUUGAAACACGCCCUUCCUACCGUCGCAGUCCGCACAUAUUCCAAUGGCAGGCCACACCCUCCUGGCGGCACGCACCGCAUGAACCUCGGAGGCGAACCGGAGAAGCCGGCCCUCGAACAGUACGGAGUCGACUUGACAGCGAAGGCCAAGGCGGGCAAGCUGGAUCCCGUCAUUGGAAGGUCGGCCGAGAUCCAGCGUACAAUUCAGAUUCUCUCCCGCCGGACCAAAAACAAUCCCGUUCUCAUCGGCAGUGCCGGCGUCGGCAAGACCGCUGUUAUCGAAGGGCUGGCCCUCGAGAUUGUGCGGGGUGCCGUCCCCGAGAGUAUCAAGAACAAGAGGGUCAUCACCCUGGAUCUCGGCUCCCUUAUCGCUGGCGCAAAGUUCAGGGGUGACUUCGAGGAGCGGCUCAAGAAGGUGCUCACUGAAGUCCAGCAAGCGAACGGCGAGGUCAUUCUCUUCAUCGACGAGCUCCAUACGCUUCUCGGCUUGGGCAAGGCGGAGGGUUCAAUUGAUGCUUCGAACCUUCUCAAGCCUGCUCUAUCCCGAGGCGAACUACAAUGUUGUGGCGCUACAACGCUGGCCGAAUACCGCCAGAUCGAGAAAGACGUCGCCUUGGCGAGGCGGUUCCAACCCAUCCUCGUCAGCGAGCCCAACGUACAGGACACAAUCAGCAUCCUUCGCGGUAUCAAGGACAAAUACGAGGUACACCACGGCGUCCGUAUUACCGAUGGGGCACUGGUAGCUGCCGCAACCCUCUCGAACCGAUACAUCACCGACCGCUUCCUACCCGACAAGGCAAUCGACCUGAUGGACGAGGCUGCCAGCUCGCUGAGACUGCAGCAGGAAAGCAAACCUGAGGACAUUCUGCGCCUCGACCAAAAAAUUAUGACAAUCCAGAUCGAGCUUGAGAGCCUACGGAAAGAGAAAGACAUUGCGAGCAAGGAGCGGCGGGAGAAACUCGAAGAGGACCUCAAUAAAUGUCAGGAAGAGGCACAGGCUUUGACAGAAAAGUGGGAGAAGGAAAAGGCAGAGAUUGACGCCAUCAAACAAACCCAAGCUGAGCUCGACAAGGCCCGCAUCGAGUUGGAGCAGGCUCAGAGACAAGGCAACUUUGCAAAGGCGUCAGAGUUGAGAUUUGGCGUGAUCCCCACCCUCGAGCAAAAGCUGCCAAAGGAGGGCGAGAAGGCCGAAGGCGAGGGCGCCCUGAUCCACGACUCGGUGACCGCAGACGAUAUUGCCAACGUCGUGUCGAGGAUCACCGGAAUCCCAAUAUCCAAGCUGUCAACUGGGCACACUGAGAGGUUAAUACACAUGGAAGACAUUCUGCGCGAGUCCGUUCGCGGGCAGGAUGAGGCUUUGAAGGCUGUUGCCGACGCGGUACGGAUGCAGCGAGCUGGUCUCAGCGGCGAGAACCGGCCGCUCGCAUCCUUCUUCUUCCUCGGUCCUACCGGUGUCGGCAAGACGGAACUGUGUAAGAAGCUCGCCGGCUUCCUCUUCUCGACCGAAACCGCCGUUGUCCGCUUCGACAUGAGCGAGUUCCAGGAGAAGCACACCAUUUCCCGCCUCAUCGGCGCUCCCUCGGGCUACGUGGGUUACGAAGACGCCGGCCAACUAACAGAGGCGGUUCGGCGGAAGCCGUACGCGGUCCUUCUCUUCGACGAAUUCGAGAAGGCCCACCGCGACAUCUCGGCCUUGCUGCUCCAGGUCUUGGACGAGGGCUACCUCACCGACGCCCAAGGACACAAAGUCGACUUUAAGAACACCAUCAUCGUCCUGACGUCGAACCUCGGAGCCGACAUCCUGGUUGGCGCCGAUCCGAUUCACCCAUACAAGGAGACCGAAGACGGCGACAUCCAUCCGAGCGUCAAGAGAGCGGUCAUGGACGUGGUCGCUGCCAACUACCCGCCCGAAUUUCUCAACCGGAUUGAUUCCUUCAUCGUCUUCAAGCGGCUCUCGAUCCAGGCGCUGCGGGACAUUGUCGACAUCCGGCUCAAGGAACUCCAGCAGCGGCUGGACGACCGCCGCAUCACGCUGUGCGUGCCCCACGACGUCCGGGACUGGCUCGCCGAGAGAGGCUACGAUCCCAAGUUUGGCGCUCGCCCCCUCAACCGGCUGAUCACGACCCAGAUCGGCAACGGCCUGGCGGACAAGAUCAUUCGGGGGGAUAUCAAGAUGGGCGAUGUGGCUGUUGUUGCAAUGAACGAGGAUAAGAGCGGCCUGAUCAUUCGGGCCCAGCAGAAUGCCGACAAGGAAACUUGA